Molecule: messenger RNA, 897 nt
Organism: Exophiala bonariae
Lineage: Eukaryota; Fungi; Ascomycota; Eurotiomycetes; Chaetothyriales; Herpotrichiellaceae
Exons: 1
Coding region: 1-897 (298 amino acids)
Biological process (GO): mRNA splicing, via spliceosome
Cellular component (GO): U2-type catalytic step 1 spliceosome
Source: RefSeq, a predicted model, not a curated record
AUGUCGGAACGUAAGGUACUGACCAAGUACUACCCGCCUGAAUUCGAUCCCUCGAAAAUCGCCCGUACUCCGAAGCAUCUCCGUCCCACCGGCCCAAAAACCAUUCCAGUCCGCCUUAUGGCUCCCUUCAGCAUGAAAUGUACCUCUUGUGGUGAAUACAUCUACAAAGGUCGGAAGUUCAACGCCCGAAAAGAGACCACUGAAGAAAAGUAUCUCACCAUUUCCAUCUACCGCUUCUACAUUCGCUGUACACGAUGUAGUUCAGAAAUCACUUUCAAAACAGACCCGAAGAACAUGGAUUACACUGCCGAAAGAGGCGCCAACAGGAAUUUUGAAUCCUGGCGUGAUUCUACAUCUGCCGAACUCAAAGAAACCGAUGAGGAAAGGCUUGACAGACUGGAGAGGGAAGAGGCCGAUGAAGCCGAAAACGCUGAAAGAAACGCCAUGGAAGAGCUAGAGGAGAAAAUGGAAGAAAGCAAACGAGAAAUGCAAGUUGCGGAUGCUCUCGACGAGAUCAUGCAAAGAAACGCUCGUAUCGAGCGAGGCGAGAAGGGUGCCAAAGAAGAAGAGGCUCUCAUCCAGACCCGGGAACUCCUAAAUCAACAAAGGGAAGCUCAGGAACGUGCCGACGCCGACGCCGCUCGGGAUGCCUUUCGAGCCAUCAAUGUAGCAAAGGCCAGGCAGGAGGAACGCUCUCUCGAUAAUGGACCCCAACCUGCUCCUGACAACGCAACACAGCCACCACCUCCAUCCUUUGAGAGGACCAAAAAGAUCAAAAAGCCACUCGUCCCUGGCUUGGUCCGGAAAGCUGAACAGCUCAAGACUUCAUCACCACUGUCUAUCGUUAGCACCCCUGCCGGGCUUGGACUUGGGGACUAUGAUUCAGAUGACGACUGA